UUUCAUACAUAUCAAUACAAGAUGUGAAUAUUUCAACUUUCCCUUAGCUCCAAUUCAUGGCUUCCCUCUACCUCCUCCUUCUCGGUAUCCUCUUGCUGCCUUUCUUGCUACUCUUGGUUCUUGCCUUCUUGGCAUGGCCAGCCCCAGUGAAACUACAGUUGAAGGGGCGCCAUGUGCUGAUCUCCGGCGGUUCAUCCGGCAUCGGCCUAGCCAUGGCACGCCAGGCCGCAUCCGAAGGCGCGCACGUCUCCAUCCUUGCCCGCAACCCAGCCAAGCUCGAAGCCGCCCGCGAAGCCAUCCGCCAGGCCACUGGCUCUGAUGUCUCAAUCCUCAGCGUGGACGUUCAGGAUUUUGAUUCAGUCUCCAAAGCUAUUCAAGACGCAAGCCCAAUUGAUGUCUUAGUAGCCAAUCAUGGUGUCUACUUUUCCCAAGAGCUGGAGCUUCAAGACUUGCAGGAAAUUAAACUUCAAGUUGAAAUCAAUCUCAUGGGUACCUUCCAUCUUAUCAAGGCUGCAUUGCCAGGAAUGAAGCAGAAUGCUAAGAACACCAACUUUCCUGCUUCCAUUGCUAUCAUGUCAUCCCAAUCUGGUCAGGUGGGUAUAUAUGGAUAUGGGGCUUACUCAGCCACCAAAUAUGCUCUUCGUGGCUUAGCGGAAGCUUUGCGGCAUGAGGUCGUCUUAGACAAUAUAUAUGUCUCUCUUAUAUUUCCUCCUGGUACUGAAACUCCGGGUUUCGCUGAAGAGAAAAAGAGAAGAUCUGAGCUUAUCAAUAUGAUAGCUGCAUCUUCAGGUUGUAUGAAGGCUGAUGAAGUUGCUGAGAAGGCUUUCAAUGGGAUCAAAUGUGGCACAUUUAUCAUCCCUUGCAAUUUUGAGGGUGUCAUGUUAGCCAUUGCAACUGCUGGACUUUAUCCUCAGAAUUCUUGCCUUGGCGCAUUUGUUGAAGUGAUUGGUGCUGGUUUUAUGCGCUUUGUGGGUUUAUGCUUCCAGUGGAAAUGGUUUGGGAUCAUUGAAAAGUAUCAUGCCAAAAGGAAUGGGAGCUAGGUUUUUAGCACUUGGUGUUAAUAUAAACAGCAGUGUUGUAAACUGUAAGGAGUUCUAUGUGUACUUGAAAAUAAAGAGAGGAUAAAUAUUACAGCUUGUGCGACGUGGUUCAUCCUGUGUGGCUUCAUUCUGAUUGAUUGCAAUGAAUCUACUGUUGGUAUUUGAUCAGAGAAUUGGCGGGAAUUAAGUGCUGGUCUCUGUUGAAAAGUCUGAAGAACAGUAGAAGCAACUUUGAUCUAUUAUAUGUUUGUGUUGUUUGUAUGCUAUUUGGAUUGGCUCACUUUGAAUCAUUACUGUUUAAUGUUUGUUGUAUUAUCGUGUAUCUUAUGAGAUGCUUGACUGGCACUCAUAUUAUGAAUCUUUAUAUUCAGUUAGUUUGAAGGUAUUCAGUGAGUGAGCUUUGCUUA
Molecule: messenger RNA, 1447 nt
Organism: Dioscorea cayenensis subsp. rotundata (Guinea yam)
Lineage: Eukaryota; Viridiplantae; Streptophyta; Magnoliopsida; Dioscoreales; Dioscoreaceae
Product: 3-dehydrosphinganine reductase TSC10A-like
Exons: 4
Coding region: 57-1040 (327 amino acids)
Biological process (GO): sphingolipid biosynthetic process
Cellular component (GO): endoplasmic reticulum membrane
Molecular function (GO): 3-dehydrosphinganine reductase activity
Source: RefSeq, a predicted model, not a curated record